Messenger RNA from Acanthopagrus latus (yellowfin seabream), 1783 nucleotides. It is a transcript of the gene fance, whose product is annotated as FA complementation group E. Gene Ontology annotation, biological process: interstrand cross-link repair. The transcript is spliced from 10 exons. The record is from RefSeq and is a predicted model, not a curated record. Bases 149 to 1684 code for a protein of 511 amino acids. Lineage: Eukaryota; Metazoa; Chordata; Actinopteri; Spariformes; Sparidae. Gene Ontology annotation, cellular component: Fanconi anaemia nuclear complex.
CUUCAUAUAUAACUUUUGGCGUUGAGCAGUAGGUGGCGGCAUAGAGCACACGUGGUCAAAUUAAACUCGAGAAGAAGAAAUAUCAACAAAAACUGGCGGGUGAGCGUAAAACUAGUUACAGGUCCAUGGUAAAACUCCAACUGACUGUAUGGACGCCGGGGUGUCUUUGAGUCAGUUCGACGGGCAGUCGAAGCUGCUGGUCCGGUCGCUUCUGUGUGGAGUCUCCGGUGCCCGCAGAGCUCUGGGUGUCUUCCACAGGCAGCAGCGAGCCAACCCUGGAGUGUCGUUGUCUAGCUUCAUAGACUCACUGUGCAGGGACGAGAUCACCUGUCCAGACACUAAAGCACAGCCCGUUACGGUUAAACCCCUGGUGUGCCUGUUUCCACCAUUAUUCAAACAAAACCUGCUGUCCUUCAUCUAUCUGGUCUACCCAGUUCUUCCUCGUGCGACUGUCCUCCAUCUGCUCAAAUGCCUCAGCCAGGACCCUCAUCCAAGUCCCUGGGUCUCUGCGCUGGUUAGACAGCUGGAAAGAAACCUGGGCGCCCAAAGUCAGGAACCACUGCACACUCCACUGUUCAGCCAGAGACUGAAGGAGCUGUCACAGCAUUUAGUUGGCGGUGAUGAGACUGGAGGAUGGGCAAAGUGCUUCAGUGAUCAAGGAGUGGAAUCUGGAUCUCAGAGUGGUUCCUCAGAGCCGGGGACACAAAGGAAAAGGAAGGCCAGCUUUGUCACUCAGGACUUAGAUGGCAGGGAACCGAGACAGCAGAGUAAACGGAUAAAGAUGGAUAUCUGUGAUAGUGAGUGUCUUGAAGCUGAAGAGCAGAGUGCGAAAGACGAGAUAUCAGGAAGUUUAGAAAGGGAUGCUCCUGCAGAGACUCCGGCUGAAGAACUGCAGCCAGCAUCAGACAGUCGCUGUGAUAUCCUGCCUGAACAUAUACAGGCCGCUGUUCUUCAAAUAAAAGAAUUACUGGAAAGCCAGACAGAUUGGGACCAGAGCUCCAUGGAUGUGUUCAAAGUGCUGAGUGGGUGUGAUCCUGGCCAAGUGGAGGUGUUAUGCAGCAUGCUGUGUUUGCCUGACUUACCGGAGCAACAUCUGCCUAAACUGUGCAGCAGUAUUUUGGCUCCCACCUCUGACCUCAGCUACAGCACAGCCACAACGUUCAUCCGGAGCCUUCUGCUAAAGAAGGUGCUGUCCUUGUUGGAGCCGGCCUCCAGAUGUCUGGUCACUGCAGUGACAUCGCUAUGUGGACGCUGGCCCAGACCCAUGUGCCAUGCUCUAAUUGGUCCAGUUCUAGAGGACAAGAACAUAGGGAAUCCACAAGCUGAGCUGCUGAACAGACUGAUAGAGGGUGGCCUGGAUUCACAUUACAGACUGCUGGUGCUUCAAAUAACGUUCAGAAUAGAGUGGAGUGAGGCUGUGCUCUCUAUUAUCCACAGCGUGCUGGACUCCAAGCCUGACUUGAGUGACGAACUCUUCACACAGUUCAUCGAACAGCUUGUCAGCCAGGGUCCUCAAUUCACAAAGUCUGUGAAGUUUGCAAAAAUGAUGCUCACAGUCCUCACCAAAUACAGCAGUUAUGUGACUGCUGCACACAAACACUCCCUGCACAGUUGCCUGAUGUUAAACGAGACCUUCCUGAAAAAGUCUGUCCAAGGCGCUCUGAAAAGAAUUACACACUCAUGAAGUUUCACCUCUCCCAGUGCACCUUAAUAAAGCUGUUUAAAUGAACUCUUGUGUACUUCUUGGCAAUUUUUUGACUUGAAAAUAAAGCACAGAAAAAUA